GUUAACGGUUGAUUUUGAAAAUUGAAGCGGAGUUCACGCAAAGCGCCAAAAAAAAAAAAGAAACAGAAGAAUUCUACUCUGUAAUGGUUACUUAGUAUAUGGCCAAGAAAGAAAGAAAGAAAAUUGUAACAAAGGAAACGGAAGCGGUGCGACGCGGCGCGGCUAGUAAAGAAAAUAGAAAAUAACAACCAUAAAAACGUAUGCAAGUAUUGGUUUGGAUAUUAUCGUUGUUGGUAUAAGUUCCUAUUGUGCGUGUGUGUGUUAGCAAAGUACUUGCUAGUGUUUGUGUGUGUGUGUGUGUAUUUCUUACCAAUAAAAAUGUAAAUUUUUUUGGCAACUACAUGGAAAAGUGGUUUACCCAUAGAUAUUUUGGUUAAACAACAACAACAGCAGCAGCGAGAAAAUUUGAAAAAAAGUGGCAACAGCAAAGAAAAUAAAUUGUUCACCAGUGAAGUUUGCUGUCUAAAAUAGCUGUUCUAAAAAAAGUUUUUAAUAUUUUUUUUAAAAAGGAAAAUAUGUUUCAAAACCCAAGAUAGCAAAAGCAAAAAGUGAUUUCAAUGUCAGGUGUUGUGUAAUUCGCUGAGUGUGCAUGAAAUCCCGCUUAGUAUAAGCACAUCCAGUAGCCAAGCUACAAUGCAAUAGGAUACAACAAACCAUGUCUCAGCCAAGUAAACGAGGUGGCCGUGGCGGGGCAGCCGGCGGUGUGGGUCGGAAGACCCCCUCAUCGGUUGCAGGUGCCGCCAGCAGCACACCGGACGAGUCAACGGCCGCUAGUGAACGCAAUACUCCAGCCAGCAAAGCUGAAUCCGAUCCCAAGGACGAUAGUUCCGUGAAUGGUGAUCGCAAAGAUGCCGAUGCAGCUCCCAAACCGCCCAGUGCGGGGGCAUCAAUACGAGAAACGGCCAAUAAAGUUCUGUCGCUGGCCAUGAAAAGCGAAUGGACUCCCGUCGAACAAGAAUUGAAGAAGUUGGAAAAAUAUGUGGCCAACCAAGGCGAAGAUGGCAACACCAUCCCCCUGGCGGGUGUCCACGAUCCGAACACUGGAAUGACUCCCCUAAUGUAUGCAACUAAGGACAAUAAAACUUCGAUUAUGGAUCGAAUGAUUGAAUUGGGUGCAGACGUCGGAGCCAGGAAUAACGACAAUUAUAAUGUGCUGCAUAUUGCAGCAAUGUAUUCGCGUGAGGAUGUCGUAAAGCUGUUACUGAACAAACGUGGUGUUGACCCUUUUUCAACAGGAGGGUCACGUUCACAAACGGCAGUCCAUUUGGUUUCCAGCCGACAAACAGGAACAGCAACAAACAUUCUGAGAGCAUUAUUGGCAGCAGCUGGAAAGGAUAUACGACUUAAAACAGACGGUAGAGGAAAAAUACCCCUGCUACUGUCUGUUGAGGCUGGCAAUCAGUCGAUGGUUCGAGAGCUGUUAUCGGCACAAACGGCCGAACAACUGAAGGCAACCGCUGCUAAUGGAGAUACGGCAUUGCAUUUGGCCGCCAGACGGCGGGACGUCGACAUGGUGCGCAUUUUGGUCGACUACGGUACGAAUGUCGAUACGCAAAAUGGAGAAGGUCAAACGCCACUGCACAUUGCUGCCGCUGAAGGCGAUGAAGCGCUGCUGAAGUACUUCUAUGGCGUCAGAGCCUCCGCCUCCAUAGCCGACAAUCAAGAUCGCACUCCGAUGCACUUGGCUGCGGAAAAUGGACAUGCCCAUGUCAUCGAAAUAUUGGCGGACAAAUUCAAGGCUAGCAUAUUUGAGCGCACGAAAGAUGGCAGCACGCUCAUGCACAUUGCGUCCCUCAAUGGUCAUGCGGAAUGCGCAACAAUGCUGUUCAAGAAAGGUGUAUAUCUGCACAUGCCAAAUAAGGAUGGUGCCCGGAGCAUUCACACGGCUGCUGCCUAUGGCCAUACGGGCAUUAUCAACACCCUCCUCCAGAAGGGGGAGAAGGUCGAUGUGACGACUAAUGACAAUUACACAGCCUUGCACAUUGCUGUAGAAUCAGCCAAGCCGGCUGUGGUGGAAACUCUGUUGGGCUUCGGCGCCGAUGUACAUGUCCGCGGAGGUAAAAUGAAUGAAACCCCUUUGCAUAUAGCCGCUAGAGUUAAGGAUGGCGAUCGAUGUGCUUUAAUGCUCCUUAAGUCCGGUGCUAGUCCCAAUUUAACUACCGAUGAUGGCCUGACGCCGGUGCAUGUUGCCGCCCGUCAUGGCAAUCUGGCCACGCUGAUGCUACUCCUCGAAGAUGACGGCGACCCCCUCUACAAGUCCAAUACCGGUGAAACACCUCUUCAUAUGGCUUGCCGUUCUUGUCAUCCCGAGAUUGUGAAACAUUUAAUCGAUGUCUGCAAAGAGAAGCAUGGACCAGACAAAGCCACCACCUACAUCAACUCCGUGAACGAUGACGGGGCCACCGCUUUACAUUACACAUGCCAAAUUACCAAGGAGGAGGUGAAGAUUCCCGAAUCCGAUAAGGAAAUCGUUAGAAUGCUACUGGAGAAUGGGGCCGACGUUUCGCUCCAGACGAAGAACGCUUUGGAGACGGCCUUCCACUACUGUGCCAUGGCAGGCAACAACGACGUGUUGAUGGAGAUGAUAGCCCACAUGAACCCCACUGAAAUUCAAAAGGCCAUGAAUCGACAGUCCUCGGUGGGGUGGACGCCCCUGUUGAUAGCCUGCCACAGAGGCCACAUGGAACUGGUCAACAACCUUUUAGCGAAUCAUGCCAGAGUUGAUGUGUUUGAUAUUGAAGGUCGAUCAGCGCUGCAUUUGGCUGCCGAGCGGGGCUACCUGCACGUGUGCGAUGCUCUGCUCACCAACAAGGCCUUCAUCAAUUCCAAGUCACGCGUUGGUCGCACGGCGUUGCAUCUGGCCGCGAUGAACGGUUUCACGCAUCUCGUGAAGUUCCUCAUUAAGGAUCACAACGCCGUCAUCGACAUUUUAACAUUGCGCAAACAGACGCCACUUCAUCUUGCUGCGGCCAGCGGCCAGAUGGAGGUAUGUCAGCUCCUACUUGAGUUGGGAGCUAACAUAGACGCGACCGACGAUCUGGGACAGAAGCCGAUACAUGUCGCCGCGCAGAACAACUACUCAGAAGUGGCCAAAUUAUUCCUGCAGCAGCAUCCAUCGCUGGUGAAUGCGACGAGCAAGGACGGCAACACCUGCGCGCACAUCGCAGCCAUGCAGGGUUCGGUGAAGGUAAUCGAAGAACUGAUGAAAUUCGAUCGAUCUGGCGUGAUAUCUGCUAGAAAUAAAUUGACUGAUGCCACGCCGCUACAACUGGCUGCCGAGGGAGGUCACGCGGACGUGGUGAAAGCUUUGGUACGAGCCGGGGCCUCCUGUACGGAGGAGAAUAAGGCUGGUUUCACGGCGGUACAUCUCGCUGCCCAGAACGGACAUGGCCAGGUAUUGGAUGUUCUAAAGAGCACGAACUCUUUGAGGAUCACCAGCAAGAAAUUGGGACUGACACCGUUGCAUGUGGCCGCCUAUUACGGCCAAGCAGACACGGUGCGGGAACUGCUGACUAGCGUGCCAGCCACGGUGAAAUCCGAAACGCCCACAGGCCAAAGCCUGUUCGGGGAACUGGGUACGGAAUCGGGAAUGACGCCAUUACAUUUGGCGGCUUUUUCUGGAAAUGAGAAUGUCGUUCGUCUACUGCUGAAUUCGGCAGGAGUGCAAGUGGACGCGGCCUCAACGGAAAACGGCUAUAAUCCACUUCAUUUGGCUUGCUUCGGUGGUCACAUGUCAGUGGUUGGUUUGCUUCUGAGUCGGUCCGCAGAACUCCUUCAGUCGACCGAUCGUCAUGGUCGCACUGGCCUCCACAUAGCUUCCAUGUACGGUCACUUUCAAAUGGUGGAGAUUCUGUUGGGGCAAGGCGCAGAAAUAAAUGCAACCGACAAAAACGGUUGGACGCCACUGCAUUGUGCCUCCAAAGCCGGCCACUUGGAGGUGGUGAAACUUCUUUGCGAGGCCGGAGCAUCGCCGAAAUCGGAGACAAAUUACGGAUGUGCUCCUAUUUGGUUUGCUGCCUCCGAGGGUCAUAACGAUGUCCUGCGCUAUCUGCUGAACAAGGAACACGACACGUACGGUCUAAUGGAGGACAAACGGUUCGUGUACAAUCUCAUGGUUGUAUCGAAGAACAACAAUAACAAGCCGAUACAAGAGUUUGUUCUGGUGGCCCCUGCUCCGGUUGACACCGCAGCAAAGCUGUCCAAUAUCUACAUUAACUUAUCCACCAAGGAGAAAGAGCGGGCAAAGGAUCUCGUAGCUGCCGGAAAGCAAUGCGAAACCAUGGCCACCGAACUACUCGCUUUGGCUGCUGGCUCCGAUUCGGCUGGGAAGAUUCUACAGGCAACGGACAAAAGAAAUGUGGAAUUUCUCGACGUGCUAAUAGAGAAUGAACAGAAGGAAGUCAUUGCCCAUACCGUGGUCCAAAGAUACCUGCAGGAACUCUGGCGGGGAUCGCUGACGUGGGCAUCUUGGAAAAUUUUACUACUCUUGGUUGCCUUCAUUGUGUGCCCACCGGUGUGGAUUGGUUUCACCUUUCCAAUGGGUCACAAAUUCAACAAAGUGCCUAUAAUUAAGUUCAUGUCCUACCUUACCUCCCACAUCUUCCUAAUGAUCCAUCUCAGUAUUGUUGGUAUUACGCCUAUAUAUCCGGUGCUGCGUCUCAGUUUGGUCCCCUACUGGUACGAAAUAGGUUUGCUCAUUUGGUUGAGUGGCUUACUUUUGUUCGAGUUGACGAAUCCGUCCGACAAGUCGGGACUGGGAUCAAUCAAGCUACUUGUGCUGCUGCUGGGCAUGGCCGGCGUGGGUGUCCAUGUGGCGGCAUUCUGCUUCGUUUCCAAGGAGUAUUGGCCGACACUCAUCUAUUGCCGUAAUCAGUGCUUUGCAUUGGCCUUCCUGUGUGCCUGUGUGCAAAUAUUGGACUUUCUCUCGUUCCAUCACCUGUUCGGACCAUGGGCCAUCAUUAUCGGUGACCUGCUGAAGGAUUUGGCGAGAUUUCUUGCUGUCUUGGCCAUAUUCGUAUUUGGCUUUUCCAUGCACAUUGUGGCUCUGAAUCAAUCGUUUGCGAAUUUUACGCCCGAGGAGUUGCGUUCUUUCGAGAAACGUAACCGCAAUCGUGGUUACUUCAGCGAUGAUGAUAUGCCAACUCCUCGUCCACCGCCACCAGAGAAUUACGUGGAUUCGAGUCGUAGUAUGCUAAGCGAAUUCCGGCGCAAGCACAAAGAUGAUCUGCGCAUGCAUCCGAUACAUUCUUUUGAGUUAUUAUUCUUUGCCGUGUUUGGUCAAACGACGACCGAACAGACACAGGUUGACAAAAUCAAUAGUGUAAACGCGCCCACUCAACCCUACUGGGUGGAGUAUCUGUUCAAGAUAGUGUUCGGUGUCUAUAUGUUGGUGUCGGUGGUAGUGCUAAUUAACCUGCUAAUUGCUAUGAUGUCCGAUACCUAUCAGCGGAUACAGGCCCAAUCGGAUAUCGAAUGGAAAUUCGGCUUGUCGAAGCUUAUACGCAAUAUGCAUCGCACAACGACAGCGCCAUCGCCGCUUAAUUUAGUUACCACCUGGUUUAUGUGGAUCGUUGAGAAGGUCAAGGCUCGCAUGAAGAAAAAGAAGCGUCCAAGUCUGGUACAGAUGAUGGGAAUACGCCAGGCUAGUCCUCGCACUAAAGCCGGUGCCAAAUGGCUUUCAAAAAUUAAAAAAGAUUCAAUGGCCCUGUCAGUGGUACACUUAUCCCCACUGGGAUCGCAAACAAGUUUUUCAGCUGCCAAUCAAAACCGUAUCGAAAAUGUUGCCGACUGGGAAGCCAUUGCCAAGAAGUACAGAGCCCUGGUUGGCGAUGAGGAUGCCGGCUCCCUCAAGGAUUCAGAUGCUGAAAGUGGUUCUGUGGAAGGCGGCGGUGGUGGUGGAGGGCCAUCACAACCUCCCGCUCAGGUGGGCAAUAAUAUUUCACAAACGCAGCCAAAUGUCUAAAUGAGACAGUAGUUCUAAUCAGUCCGCUUGCUACUUUUCUCUAACGCUAACAUUAAAAUAAGAUUAUUUAAUAUUUUGCAGGUCUAAAUAACUCUAAGGAUAUUGUAAUUUUAACGUAUCGCUAAGUAAAUAGUUUUGUACAUUUCAAGUUUAAGUAAUUUCUAGAAGAGAUAUAGCUAGUCAACCAAUUUAAAAGAAAAAAACACAUUGUGCAUUAUUUUCAUUUCCGUUUAUUUUGUAUCCGAAUUUGUAUAGCUAUUUUAGAAAAAGAAACAAAAAAAAAAAAACAACAAAAACGUCAUGUUUUCCAUCACAAAUGAGUCUGCAAUUGGGAGUUCGCUCUCCAAUUAGGGACUACUACAAUUAAUUAGGUGUUAUAGUACAUAUCAUCGAUCCAUAAGUAACCUUUAUCAAUGGCCAUAACGCCACGAAUUCCUAAUGUUUUCCGUAUUUUUAUUCCGUGUGGUAGUAGCUAAUGAACUUUGUUUUAAUUGAUGUACUUCGAAAUGAGAUAUUUAAUAAAACUCUAGCAUAAGUUUGUAAGAUAUGAAUGUAUAUUUUUGAAUUUUAUCAACUUUUUUAAUAAAUUUAUUUUAUUUUCUGAAAA
This is a messenger RNA of Musca domestica (house fly), 6569 nucleotides long. It is a transcript of the gene nompC, whose product is annotated as serine/threonine-protein phosphatase 6 regulatory ankyrin repeat subunit A. The record is from RefSeq and is a predicted model, not a curated record. The coding region runs from base 656 to 5962 and encodes 1768 amino acids. The transcript has 17 exons. Gene Ontology annotation, molecular function: calcium channel activity; protein binding. Gene Ontology annotation, cellular component: membrane; glycosylphosphatidylinositol-N-acetylglucosaminyltransferase (GPI-GnT) complex. Gene Ontology annotation, biological process: calcium ion transmembrane transport; GPI anchor biosynthetic process. NCBI's taxonomy places the organism in Eukaryota, Metazoa, Arthropoda, Insecta, Diptera, Muscidae.